AUGGACGGAGAUGCGGAGGAGCUGCGCGCGGAGUUCACCGACGCGGCGACCGGGAGGCUGAGAUUCUCCGUGACCUUAACGGACAGCUGCCUGUCGGUGCGAAAGAUCGGCGGGUCGCCCGUGUGGCAGCAGCACGGACAGGAGCACGCGCUCGAGCUCGGCCUCGGUGACUGUGUGGGAUGCCGCGCGCGCCGGAGUGAGGACGAGGCGGACACGGCGGCGUAUCUGUCCGUUUAUUUCUACCCGCCGCGGCGCAGCUGGACCGGAGCUCCCGCCGGCCGACAAAGGGUGGAGCACCGAUUCCGGGUCCUCACCGGGGAGGACGCGCGAGCGAACCUGGGCGAGGCGGAGAGGUGGGCGCGCGCUGUCACGCACCGCAAAUCCCAGCACGCGCGCGCUCGCAGAGACGGUGUUGGGUUCAGUCGAGUGUGUAUCAGCCGGAGUAUGAUGGUCUUGGUGAAUCCUCAGAGUGGACGAGGCCAGGCGAUGUCUCUCUACACUGGCCCUGUACUGAGCAUGUUCACUGAGGCAAACAUCUCUCACACACUCAUCACUACAGAGCAUCAGAACCAUGCCCGUGAGUUGGUAAGAAAUGCUGAUCUGUCACAGUGGAGCGCCAUCAUCAUCUUGUCAGGGGACGGACUUCUGCAUGAGGUGAUCAAUGGUUUGAUGGAGAGGGAGGACUGGAAUGAAGCGAUCCGCACUCCACUUGGCAUUCUUCCUGGAGGAUCUGGCAAUGCACUGGCAGCAUCAGUGCACCAUUACACACAAGCUGGCCCUGCAUUGGGUGAGGACUUGCUGCUAAGCUGUUGUUUCCUGCUCUAUAAAGGUCUAGUGUGUCCCCUGGACAUCGUCUCUGUGCAUCUCUCCUCUGGGCCGCGUCUCUUCUCCUUCUUGUCUCUCGCCUGGGGCUUUGUGGCUGAUGUGGACAUUGAGAGUGAAAAGUUUCGCCAUGUCGGUGCCAUGCGCUUCCUUGUGGGCACACUUCUACGCCUGGCAUCUUUACGCACCUACCAGGGCAGGUUAGCAUUCCUGCCUGCUAGAGAGGACUCCAACUCAGCAUCGAUUUCCUCUUCUCCUGCUUCACAUCCUUGUUCCAUUUUUUGUUCCUCUGUUCAGUGUAUAUCGCAAGUGCAGCGACAGAACAGCAAUCAGCAUGAAUGCACAAGUGAAAAUACAUGCAAUAACUCUAAUGGUGAUGAUUUUUUACUCUCUGAAAAUGACUCAAGGGAUGACAGAUUACCUGACAACCUCUUGAGCCCUUUUGGAGAUCCGGUGCCAACAGAUUGGACCAUAGAAAAAGAACAAGACUUUGUUCUGGUUCUUGCAACCUGCCACUCUCACCUGGCAGAGGAGCUGAUGGUGUCACCGGAUGCUCAGCCUGAUGAUGGGCACCUUCACCUGCUCUAUAUAACAGCAGGAAUAUCACGACCAGCCUUGCUUCGACUCUUUCUGGCCAUGGAGAAAGGGAUGCACCUGACAUGCGAGUGCCAGCAUCUAAGGUACCGGCGUGUCCGAGCACUGAGGCUUGAACCAGUCACAAAGCCUGGAGUCAUUACCGUGGAUGGGGAGCAGGUGGAGUAUGGGCCAAUUCAAGCUCAAGUGCACAAGGGUUACGGCAGGAUAAUAUGUGGAUGACCUCCGCCUAAAACAUGGAUCAGCUAAGGAGGCCAUUCUAACUGAUGGUGGAAAAUAGAAUUAACCUUAAGUUGAUC
Messenger RNA from Neoarius graeffei (lesser salmon catfish), 1715 nucleotides. Its product is annotated as sphingosine kinase 1-like. Gene Ontology annotation, cellular component: cytoplasm; intracellular membrane-bounded organelle; membrane. Lineage: Eukaryota; Metazoa; Chordata; Actinopteri; Siluriformes; Ariidae. Gene Ontology annotation, biological process: sphingosine biosynthetic process; negative regulation of apoptotic process; cellular response to growth factor stimulus. The transcript has 5 exons. The coding region runs from base 1 to 1638 and encodes 545 amino acids. The record is from RefSeq and is a predicted model, not a curated record.